Molecule: messenger RNA, 3404 nt
Organism: Marchantia polymorpha subsp. ruderalis
Lineage: Eukaryota; Viridiplantae; Streptophyta; Marchantiopsida; Marchantiales; Marchantiaceae
Source: the annotation of a GenBank genome assembly
GGGUUUAUGCGAUGGAUGAGUCGUGUGCACUUCAUCAAGAGUAUGGCUCCACAGGAACAUAUUACAUGCUCAACUGAGACAUCGGUCUUGAAUGUAUGCUACUACAUCUCGAUUGCUCUCUCAGGGUGCUAGCAAACAUGUACAUAGCACGCAUGGUCCCACAACUGUGGCCAUGCAAACUCCACAGCAUCGUUCUUACGUUUACGACUGGUUGCUAACAUCCGGAGACAGUGACAUAUGCCGAGCUUCUUACCAAAGUGGCUGACUCUCAAGCGCCCAGAGCGACAAUCAAUUGGGGAUGUAGAACCCCAUAAUCCCAGACCAGCACAACCAGAUUCGUCUCCUGCUGGUGACGAUGAGGAAGAUGAGGACGAUGAGCCGGAGAGACAGCGCUGGGGCAAGAGAGAAGGAGAGCUCAUCAUUCACAUGUACGAGGCAUUGUGUUCCUGGCCCCUUUUUCUGCACCUGGUGUUGAUCUUAUCGCUGGUGUGGCUGACGGGGUUCCUGCAAUACAACUACCCCUUGGUCGUCUUUACCGCCAUAUUUUAUCUCCAUAAGGUAGACAAUGUUCAAAAAGAGCGGUUGCGAAUCCAACUUCAAAACAGAAUGGACGAGCGAAGGUCAAGACUGAUCUUAUCCACGGACGCUGAAACUGUUAUAUGGUUGAAUGCUAUUCUGCAGGAAUGCUGGCCGUCUUGGUUGGAGAGAUACCUGUCACACCUCAUCACAAAUUGCUUACAUCUGAAUCUUGCAUACUACAAACCGAGGGCUCUAAGCAAGCUUGUGAUUGACUAUCUGCGGCUAGGAAGUUCUCCUCCCGUCAUUCAGUUUGCCAAAGUGCACCGUAAUCCCAAUGCACCACGAGGAGAACAGGCCGUACUUGAGCUGGACAUUUCUUUCGUUGCAGCUGACGACAUGAAACUUGAAUUAAUCGCCCGACUGAAAAGAGCAUCCAUGGGUUUGGGCUUGGCUGGGAAGCUAUAUGGAAACAACCUCAGAGUAGAGGGAAAGCUUCGGCUUGGUCUUAAGUUUGUACCAUUUUACCCCUACUUGGGCCAGUUAACAGUUGCUUUCGCAAGUGUACCUGUUCUCGGCCUCAGCGUGAGGCCUCUGUCAUCGAGCAGUGUCGAUGUCACCGACUUGCCGGGCAUCGCUUCUUGGGUGAGUAAAGCAAUCCAGGCUGCAGUGGAAACAUUUCUAGUAGAACCACAUCCUCUUGUUGUUGAUUUAAUCAAGCUAUGCGGAGCAGACUACCGAUUUGACAUUGACAAAGAUGGCACUUACGUCCGUGGUAAUCUGAAGGAGCCAAAGGAUGUUGGUUUUGUAAUUUUGGAAAUUUUGGAGUGCAAAGACUUGGAAGCGAAAGAUCGAACAGGAUUCUCAGAUCCUUAUGUGAAGAUUUCCAUGGACAAAGUCAAAUUUAAAACAUCUGUCAAGAAGCAGACUGUGCACCCCAUAUGGCAUGAGCUAUUUCGACUCCGAAUCAGUGGUUGGAACAUACCAACUAGAGUUUUAUUACGCGUUCGCGACCGCGAUGCAUUUGGAAAAGAUGAUGAUUUGGGCAGUUCCGUAAUCGACAUCGAUAAACUUCGAGGGGGAAAACGACAUGACAUGUGGCUGAAGCUACGAGGUGCAAAGCAUGGAGAGAUUCAUGUAGCAAUUACUAUUGUGGAUCUUGUCGCGAGAACGUCUGGUGACUACGAAGAGGGCAGUAGUAGUACAGGAGACGCUUCGAGUACAUUUGACCGAGACAACAGCAUAGAUGAGCAGGGACUUCGCGCUAGAAUGAAACACGUCAUAUUUCCUCAUUCCUCUGACGGGGAGCAUGAACAGGGUCUUCGAAAGAAGAUGAAACAUGUGAGAGUAGCAAGUGUGGACUCUGAUCGAUUCGAAGGUUUAUUUGACUCGAAGGCGAAUCCUAUGUUAGAUCCACAUUUGGAGGAUGGAUCUCUGGAUAGUGUAUCCUCUGGUGUCCUCCCCAUUGUGGAAGACAAAGCGUCAACAAGGUGGGACAAGGAUCUACCACGGAAGUCACCAAAGAGAAGAACGUUUACAUUUUUGAGACAACGAUCAGCCCCAGUUGCCACCGAGAGAGAAGAUAGACCAUUCACGAAAUGUCUAGGUGGCAAGCAGAGCAAUCUCUCUAAAGGACGUAUGACGCUGAAGGCCCUAUACAAAAGAAUGGCAUCCGAGUUUAAACACUCUCAGGAAACGCCUACAGCACUUUACGAAGUGCCAAUUGGAAGCAGCUCCAUCCUGUAUACCGAAGGGGAUACACUAUCACGCAAAAACUAAGCUGACGCACACUAUGACAUCUCCUUGGAAAAGACCUAGUUGCUCAGGUUCAAAGCAGGGGGGAGGGUAAGUGGAUAGCCAAAAAUAUGGGAAGACCUAGCUGCUUAGUUUUCAAGAUAACUUCACCGUUUCCAGUUAUCCACCACGAUUCUAGCAAGGUCUUCUUCUUGUGAGAAGCGAAGGCAUUACAAGAUGAGAGGCUACACGUCUUCUAACGUUGCCUCUUAGAAGAUCAUCGAGCUAUCAGCUCAGGAAAAAUCUACCCAGUCUAAGAAGCAGAACCAGGCGCCGUAUACGACAACAGCGCACCGGCAGGUCAGCAUGUCCCGGCGCACUCGUAAAAGUUGUAACUGCAACCGCGAACUAAAGACAGAUCAGAACUCUAAUCUAACUGAUCGUGAGCUCCACGAUGACAACUGCAAUAAUUUUCCGCCAGCUCUACGGGACAAGAGUGCGUCAAGCGUCAGACGAACCAUUUUUUGCAUACUGAGAGUGUGACCUGUGUUGCUCCGGUGUCCAAGACUGAAUUAAGUUAUCCGCAAGAAUGUAGGUUUCCACCUCCAGACAAAAUUUACAGGGACAGCAGAGAAGUCGAUAUACUAAUCGGCGAUAAAGACGAGCAGGUAUCCUCCUUUAAUGGAUCCUUGCUAGAAAGAUCAAGCUCCUGAAAGCUCAUCCGUAACCCAACUCCGUAUCCGCCAAGGCACAGUCCAUGACCACAGGAACAGAGGUAAGGCGAUGCGCCCUUCAACGCGUUCAUGGUACAGGACUUUGAGAAGUAUCCACCACUGCUACUGCUGCGUUUGAUUAAUUGACGCUACUUGAACUCGGACCAUACCAUACCAAACCAAUAAAGCAAAGUUAAACUUUGGUGCCAAUUCUGACCUUGUACUAUACAUACUCAUCGUGCAACCUUCCAACGAAGUCAGUUAAAAGGUGAUGACUCUUCAAGAUGCUGAACUGUGGGGUCAGAGAUUAAUCAAUCUCCAAAUCGACAAAAUUGUGACUUCAAUCCAAGCUUCAACUCCGACGUUGAUUAAAGCAUAAGCUGAGCGAAGUACUGAUCAAAGUCGUCAUCAAUCGUUGGUGGUCUUUUUCCCAGUUGCGCU